AUGAUUGCUGGCGCGUUUGGUUCACAUGGUUUGAAGAGUAGACCAGGAAUGACUACCGACAGGCAAACUGCUUUUAUGACUGCUGUACACUACGCGGUAUAUAACGGUCUUGGACUCCUCGUCAUCUCUUCUCACCCACGGUUUGCGGUCCACCGCUUUGCCACCCCUGCCAUCGCGCUUGGCGGACUUCUCUUUUCGGGUACCAUUUUUGGUCUGACUCUGAACAGGGACCGAUUUAAGGCUUUGGGUCCAGUCACACCUAUGGGUGGCGCUUUGAUGAUCGCUGGGUAUGUGGCUCUCGUCUGCUUCCUGCGAUCAUGA
Messenger RNA from Stereum hirsutum FP-91666 SS1, 321 nucleotides. RefSeq lists its product as uncharacterized. The record is from RefSeq and is a predicted model, not a curated record. Bases 1 to 321 code for a protein of 106 amino acids. The transcript is spliced from 4 exons. NCBI's taxonomy places the organism in Eukaryota, Fungi, Basidiomycota, Agaricomycetes, Russulales, Stereaceae.